Messenger RNA from Pygocentrus nattereri (red-bellied piranha), 3650 nucleotides. RefSeq names its product nucleolar and coiled-body phosphoprotein 1 (gene nolc1). The record is from RefSeq and is a predicted model, not a curated record. Gene Ontology annotation, molecular function: protein binding. Lineage: Eukaryota; Metazoa; Chordata; Actinopteri; Characiformes; Serrasalmidae. Bases 75 to 2909 code for a protein of 944 amino acids. The transcript is spliced from 14 exons. Gene Ontology annotation, cellular component: nucleolus; nucleoplasm.
GUCACACGUGGAGAUGACGUGUUUCCUCCGCGCCAUCUCCUGCGCGUCCGCGGAGCGUGCUGAGCGCGGUGAAAAUGGCGGAGGGCGGCGCGGUGCCGAGCGAUGUGUACCAGCACGUUUACAGUUUCCUGCUGGAGAAUAAGUUCACUAAAGCGGCCCAGGAGUUCAGAAAGCAGGCGAAAGUGAAACCCCAGGACCAAAAUGAAGAAGGACUUCUUGACAUCUUCAAAUUCUGGCUUAACUCUAAAGAGUCAAGAAAACGUAAGGUGCUUACCAAUGGCCCCGCUGCAGUCAGCGGGCCAUCUGCGAAGAAGGCCAAACAGGAGAGCUCUAGUAGUGAGGAAUCAAGCAGUGAUGAGGAUGAAGCGCCAGCUGCCAAGAAAGCACCUCAGGUUGCAGCACCAGCUCCAGUGAAGAAACCACUGGCUGCAGAAGAGUCAAGCAGCAGUGAAGACUCCAGCGACUCUGAGGAUGAAGCUGAGACUAAAACUCCUGCGAAGAAAGUGGCAGCGGUGAAACCGGCCGUACAGCCUGCUGCAGUGACAGCCAGGAAAAAGGACACCAGCUCCAGCAGUGAAGAGUCUGACUCUGAGGACGAGCCACCCAAACCUAAAAUUGCAGGAGCCAAGCCUGCAGCUGCAGCCCCUAAAACCGUGGCCCCACCCAAAGCCCCAGCUCAGAAGAAGCAGGAGAGCAGCAGUGAGGAGAGCUCGAGUGACUCUGAGGAUGAUGCCCCAGCUAAGCCAGCUGCGAAGGCCCCUGCUCAAGUGAAGCCUGCAGUUGCAAAGCCUGCAGUUGCAAAGCCUGCAGUUGCAAAGCCUGCAGUUGCAAAGCCUGCAGUUGCAAAGCCUGUAGGUCCAGCUGAGUCCAGCAGCAGCGAGGACUCCUCAGAUGAGGAAAAGGCUCCUCCCAGCAAGAAACCCAAAGCAGGUCCAUAUAGUGCUGUACCCCCCCCUCCAGCUCAGAGUGCUCCUGCACCAGCAGCUAGCAAGACCUCUAAAGAAGACUCCUCGGAUAGCAGUGAGGACAGCAGCGAUGAGGAGGAGGAAAAGAAAGCUCCUGCAGCACCUACGAAGACUGUGACUCCAAAACCUGCAGCCAAGAAGGAUGAGUCCAGUUCAGACAGCUCUGACUCCAGCUCAGAGGAUGAGGCAGAGAGCCCAGCUGCAAAAGCCACACCAUCUAAAGCACCUCUUGCUAAAACCCCAUCAGCCAAAGCAGCCCCUGCUAAAACCCCAUCAGCCAAAGCAGCCCCUGCUCAGAAGGAAGAGUCCUCAUCUUCCAGCUCGGAGGACGACGAAGAGGAAGGGAAGAAGCCGGCUGCCAAGGCAACACCAGCGAAAGCUAAGGCCACCCCUGCUAAGCCUGCUCCUGCUGCAGAGGAAUCCUCCUCCUCCAGCUCGGAGGAUUCGGACGAUGAAUCAGAGAAGCCACCUGCAAAAGCUCCAAUUGCUAAAGUUACUCCAGCUAAGGCUGCAGCUGCCAAAGCCAUUCCGGCUAAACCCACCCCGGCCAAGGCAGCCCCCAAAGCAGCAAAAGAAUCGUCCUCCAGCUCAGAGGAAUCUGAUGAUGAGGAGGUGGCUCCUCCUGCAGCCAAGGCUCCUCCUGCAGCCAAGGCUCCUACUGCAAAAGCAACACCUGCUAAGCAGGCCGAUUCCUCCAGCUCAGAUUCUGAUAGCUCAGAAGAUGAGACUCCAGCCAAGCCUGUGGCCACGCCCAAAGCUCUAGCUACACAGAAGUCUGCUUCCACUCCCAAAGCUGUGGCAAAGCCAGCUGAAAGCAGCUCAGACUCUGACAGCUCCUCUGAAGAGGAGGAGCCUCCUAAGAAAGUCGCUGCCGCUCCUGUCUCUAAACCUGCCUCCAUCCCGACCAAACCAGCCACCAAACCGGCAGAAAGCUCAGACUCGGACAGCGAAGAUUCUGACUCCGAGGACGAAGCCCCAGCAGCUAAACCUGCGGCCGCUAAACCCGCAGCCAAAGCUGCACCUGCAGCCGCUAAACCCGCAGCCAAAGCCGCACCUGCAGCCGCUAAACCCGCAGCCAAAGCUGCACCUGCAGCCGCUAAACCCGCAGCCAAAGCUGCUGCUGCUAAACCCGCAGCCCAGUCCAGCAGCAGUGAAUCUGACAGCUCCGAUGAGGAGGAGGAAGAGAAGGGCAAGGCCCCCCCUGUCUCUAAGCCUGCUGUGACCCCAACCGGUGCUAAGAAGGCUGAGAGUAGCAGCUCAGACUCUUCAGACAGUUCAGACUCAGAAACAGAAGCUCCAAAGAAGACGCCGGUCAAGCCUACUGUGGGCAAUGGAAAAACAGCUACGCCAAAAACUCCCACCUCUGCAGUGAAGACCCCCACCGUAAAACCUGCGGAGUCUUCUUCCUCUAGUGAUGACAGCUCUGAUGAAGAAGACAUGACGAAGGCAGCUGUAAAGACCACACCUGUAGCAAAGAGCACCCCAGCUACUUCAGCGAAAGCCAAGCCAGAAAGCAGCUCAUCAGAGAGCUCUUCAUCCGAGGAAGAGGAGGAAACAGAAACUGCAAAGACUCCUAUUGCUACCCCAAUGAAUGGUACAGGAGGCAAGAGGAAGAGGGAGGAGGAUGACACUGCACAGAUGACACCUACACAGAAAAAAAUCACCACCACACCUCACUCUUUCCCCAAGGCCAAACAGAAGAAAACCAAUGAUCCUUUCCGUAGAGUAAGAGACGAGGAGAUUAAGGUGGACUCCCGCCUGGCAGACAACUCCUUCUCCGCCAAGCUGGGAGCCACUGGAGACUGGGGCGAGAGAGCCAACGAUGUCCUAAAAUUCACCAAAGGCAAGUCCUUCCGACAUGAGAAGACCAAGAAGAAGCGCGGCAGCUACAGAGGAGGCAGCAUCUCCACCUCCGUGAACUCCAUUAAGUUUGACAGUGAUUGAGAUCCGAGCCCAUGAGCAUCCGUUUACUUACUCGAGUCAGGUCUGAGCCCUGUGCCUCACUCCCCAUCCAACCCUGGCUACUUUUACUCAUCCAAAACUGGUGUUGUCACAGGAACUGGCCGCUAGGCAUCUGCAGUGCUGGCCGUGUGUUAGGACAGUGCUCAGGCCAGUAAUCAGGAGUCAGAGAAGCCUGCAGUCGGCCAGAGCAGGACAGGCUUCGCCCACGUCAGUUAACUCGGCUGCAGUUACAUUAAGCAGCCACAAGGUGGUGCCCUUUUGUUGUUUUUCCUUCUUCUUUACCAUGUUAUGUUUUUGUUUUUGUUCCUGGUGACCGAAUGCCACACAAGUCCUAACAUUAUUUUUGCCCAUGUAAGGUUAUCAUAUAAACUGUCCUGGAGAUUUUUUUGAAAGUAACAAUUGUGCUAAUUGCGGUUAUGCUCAGAGCCUCACUUUGGAUAUGAGAUGGAUGAAAGGUUUCUUUCGUAUGUACAGUAUCUUUGUUGGAGAGGUUUCAGGUUGAAUGGUGUGAAGUCUAUAUCAUUGUAAAUUUACUGUUGGAAGAAACAUGACUUAACUGUGCAGCUUAAAUUAGAAGAUUGGUACAGUAGAGCUCACAUCAUUCGCACCCUGGCGGUUUUAGUUUUUGGGUUCUUAUUUAACGUCUGCAGUCGUGUUGUACUCAACGUUUUUCUUUCUUGUAUUAAGGAAAUUGUUUGUAAUUAAAACUUAACUCAGUCUUAA